UGUCUCUCCUUUUUUUAAGGCAGCCAUAAUAUGCUCCUAAGCCUCUGUCCGACGGCCAUCUGGAAUGCUGCCUGGAGUUUACCGCGGAGAAACAUCAUUGGCUGCACCACUUACACGCCGUCACUUUAUCACAGCCAGCAUCUUCAUACUCAACCCAAAUAUCACAGCACAUCACCACCUCGACGAAAACCAAAAGUCUCUUCAUCCAUUCAACAACCAUCCAACGGCAUCAUUAGCAUCGAUUCCAUCAUGACAAUCCCUCCCAAGCCGAACCUCUCUCCAUCCUCUCCCACCAUCAAGACCCGCAUCCUCAUCAUCUCCGACACCCACGCCACCGUCCCCCGAACCAAGGAGGCCCAUCCCGCCGCCGACACAGAAGACGAACUCAACAAACCGGGGGGCCCAAUCAGCUUCCCCACCGGCUUCAGGUCGCCCCUCCCAGAGGCCGACGUCGUCCUUCACUGCGGCGAUCUCAGCAAGCGCGGGAGGCCGGAUGAGAUGCGCAAGACGUUUGACAUGCUGAGAGGCCUGCACGCGCCGCUGAAGCUGGUCAUUGCGGGAAAUCACGACUUGGCCUUUGACGACACGCAUUAUUCCCAUGACGAUAGUAGCGAUGGCAGUGACGACAAUGCGAUCAAGCGCAAUCCCAAGCCCAAGCCCAUGUAUAUGGAGGCCCUUGAGAUUGCCAAGCAAGCCGAGGUCGACGGCGUCAAGUAUCUCACCGAGGGGACCUAUUCUUUCGACCUCGCCAACGGCUCCAGGCUACGCAUCUACGCAAGCCAGUACACGCCUCAGUAUGGCUACUGGGCGUUUCAGUACCAGGCCGGGGAGCACAGCUUCGACAUCCCCUCCGACGUCGACGUCGCCAUGACCCACGGCCCUCCACUCGGCAUCCUCGACCGCACUUCCGGCGGGGACAGAGCCGGCUGUGGAACUCUCUUCAGGGCUCUGUACCGCGCGAGACCCAAGAUCCAUUGCUUCGGCCACAUCCACGAGGAUUGGGGCGCUCAACUCGUGCAGUGGAAGCCCGAGCCCAGCAGUUCCGCGCCCCAGUCCUCGUGGACGGUGCCGAAGCCAUGGAACUCAGAGCCCGUCAUCUCAUCUGCCACUGUUCUCGAUAGAGAACACUCACGCAUGCUUUAUACGCUCACUCCGCCUCCCAUGUCUGUUGCCACCAAUACUACGUUGAUUGAUAUGGAGGAGCACAAACACCUCUUGGAGUGGAGCAAGGAUCGGGGCUGUUACAUUGACCUGGCAGACGGUGAGAACAAGAUCAAGGAAGGCGAGCAGACGCUCUUUGUCAACGCAUCGAUUAUGAGCGUUCGAUAUCGGCCAUCACAGAUGCCCUUGGUAAUAGAUAUGGACUUGCCGAGAGCAGCAGAGUCAAACCCAUGAGGGCGUUAUUGGCGCGUAUAUGAGACAACAAGUUGAUAUAGUGAAGAUGAGAGGGUAGUUUCUUCCAAACGAUUCUCACGUAUCACGCACGCAUUGAUUCGAAUGAACAGAUUUUACAACUUUCAAACUUGAGAUUUUGCCAGCGACGUUUCCUAUUACCACAUGUACCUAUAUAUAUAUAUAUAUAUAUAUGCCCUUUAGCGAGAGUUUAUGCUACGAUAUUGUAUUUCAAGUUAGACAUGAGAAAUAAUACGGGGAGGAAAAGUUUCUAUGAUAUAUCAGUCUUUCAUAUUACUGCGUCGUUGUAUUUAAAUAACCGCUCCAUCAAAAUACUGAAUUUAA
Molecule: messenger RNA, 1737 nt
Organism: Trichoderma asperellum CBS 433.97
Lineage: Eukaryota; Fungi; Ascomycota; Sordariomycetes; Hypocreales; Hypocreaceae
Molecular function (GO): hydrolase activity
Source: RefSeq, a predicted model, not a curated record